Messenger RNA from Rhododendron vialii, 2301 nucleotides. RefSeq names its product AP2-like ethylene-responsive transcription factor AIL5. The transcript has 9 exons. NCBI's taxonomy places the organism in Eukaryota, Viridiplantae, Streptophyta, Magnoliopsida, Ericales, Ericaceae. The coding region runs from base 329 to 1939 and encodes 536 amino acids. Gene Ontology annotation, biological process: regulation of DNA-templated transcription. The record is from RefSeq and is a predicted model, not a curated record. Gene Ontology annotation, molecular function: DNA-binding transcription factor activity; DNA binding.
AUGCAUACAAUAGUUUUAUUAGUCUCUAUCUAGUCUAGUCUAGUCUAGUGGUAAUAACCAAUGGUAAUUACCAUUACCCCCCUCCAUUCCAGAGAGAGAUGGAGUAAAAAUUACCCAUCUCGAUCCUCGUGCAAUUUCUCUCUCUUCGUCUCUUUUCUUCCUGCCUCUAUAUCUGUGUCAAUCCUCACCCUCUUCAAUAGGUAGCAUUUACCUCUUCCUUCAUCGGUUCAAACACCCAUCUCUCUCUCUCUCUCUCUCUCUCUAGAAGUACGCUGUUUUCCAAAGAAAAAAAAUACACCCCACAUCUCUUUCACGCUCUCUCCUCCCAAUGGAUUCUUCUUCUCAGCAGAACUGGCUCGGAUUCUCUCUUUCCAAUCACCACCAUCACCUGCCCUCUGAUUCUUCCCACCUCUCCCUCUUCCAAGCCUUCGCCACCCCCAACCCCCACUCUCAUAGUGGGGUUGUGGAUAAUAGGCAAGUGGAAGAUGCAAGCGGUGCAACAGACCUGUCCAUAUUCACUGGAGGCGGCUGCGGCGUCGGUCCGAAACUGGAAGACUUUCUCGGCGGCGGCGGCUGUAGCUCCGCCGCCGCUGGAGAUACUGAUGCGUGCCAGUUUACUGGGGAAGCUCAGGAGAUAUAUGAUUCGGAGCUGAAAACAAUAGCUGCAAGCUUUUUACGUGCCUUUUCUUCUGAGCAAAUCGCUGAUGAUGAUUCACAGAAGCAGUUGGUGGUGGUGGCGCCUCCUGAACAAGCGGCGAAGAAGGCCGUCGACACCUUUGGCCAGAGGACCUCUAUUUACAGAGGUGUCACCAGGCAUAGGUGGACCGGAAGAUAUGAAGCUCAUUUGUGGGAUAACAGUUGCAGAAGAGAAGGGCAAAGUCGGAAAGGAAGGCAAGUUUAUUUGGGUGGCUAUGAUAAAGAGGAUAAAGCAGCUAGAGCUUAUGAUCUUGCUGCCCUUAAGUACUGGGGUCCCACCACCACUACUAAUUUUCCGGUAUCGAACUAUGAGAAGGAACUUGAGGAGAUGACCAACAUGACUAGGCAAGAGUUUGUUGCUUCUCUUCGAAGGAAAAGUAGUGGAUUUUCUAGAGGUGCCUCUAUCUAUAGGGGAGUCACAAGGCACCAUCAACAUGGUCGUUGGCAGGCAAGAAUAGGGAGAGUUGCUGGCAACAAAGAUCUCUACCUUGGAACAUUCACCACCCAAGAAGAAGCAGCCGAGGCCUACGACAUUGCCGCAAUCAAGUUUCGGGGUUUAAACGCGGUGACUAACUUUGACAUGAGCAGAUAUGACGUCAAGAGCAUUGCCAACAGCAAUCUUCCCAUCGGAGGAAUCACUGGAAAAUCCACAACUCAAUCGGAUUCAGCUUCCGAUAACAAGAGCAUUGACGGAGGACGUUCGGACGAUCGAGAUCAUCUCUCCUCUGCAUCAUCGGUGAAUUUUCCGUCACAACCACCAAGCUCCACACUCAGCUUUGCUAUCCCAAUCAAACAAGACAGUACCGCAGAUUACUGGUCAAUCCUUGGCUACCCCAGCUCCUCUAAUUCUUUGACCAAUGCCAAAAACCCUAGUGCUACUACCCCUCUCUUCCAAGCUUCCAACAGUGGUACAUUCUACCAGAGUACAACACCAUUCAGCAUGGACUUCUGCAAUACAGGUAGUAGUAGUAGUACUAUUUCAAAUCAUAAUAAUGGCAUCUUCAAUGGUGGUGGUUACCUUCAGCUGCAGCAGCAUCAACAAAGCAUUAGUACUAGUACUUCAACAAGUUCAAGUGGAAUUGCUUUUGCUACACCCAUUGCCUUAAAUAGCAGCAACAGUUAUGAACAAGGGUCUAGUUAUGGAAACUGGGUAGCUCCAUCCCCACUUCUUCACUCAUUCCAAUCUGCCAAGCCAAAUCUACCAUCAUCAGUGUUUCAGACACCAAUUUUUGGCAUGGAAUGAAUGAUCUCUUUCUCUCUCAUCCAUCAGGAAGUGAAGUAAGAGAGAGAUGAAAAGACAAUAUUAGACAUGGAAGUGAGAUAGAUUUGCUUGCUUGUUUGCAUGCAGCAGAAGAUGGUGGGUGGGUCAAACUUACUUUGGAAUAGAUGAUGAGAUGGAACUGACAAUCAUUUCACAGGUUGUACUAACUGAAGUAGUUUCUUUUGUUUAGGUCAUCGUUUUUUUUUUUUCCUCUCUUUUCUUUUGCUUUUGCUUUCUCUUUUACUGACAUGAUUUAUAUGGGGUUUAAUGGGGAAAGAAAAUCUGCCUGUAAAUCUAUCCAUCAAAAAUAGUACUCCUAGACUUAGUCAUGGGGUAUUCUUCUC